AUGGUUACUCUGUUAUCUAAAAUUGAUGCGAAUUUAUUACAAUUUGCAGAAACCAAACGAGAGACUAUUAAUCUUUAUAUACCUGAUCCUAUAAGCAACGUAAUCCAAGGGAAUACUAAUGAUGAUAAUAAUGAAGAAAAGAUAGUAGAAAAAGAAGAAGAAGAAGAAGAAGAAGGAGUUGCAUCUUUUAAGAAUAAUAUAUCAAUAAAUGACAGUUCAUAUUCUGGAAGUAUAUAUACUCCUACACAUGACAUUCUUUCUUACUAUGUUUCUUCAAAGUAUAAUUCAGUGGCUCUUUAUCAAUUAACCAGCACUAACUAUUUAAAGUUAGUUCAUAUCCAUUUUUACACUAAACUAUUAAAUAAACAUCAUACUCUAUCUUUAUUAUUGCAUGAAAAUGAAGAAAUAUUAGUAAUAAAUAUGAUCUUAGAUGAUAAUGUCUUCAUUUCUAUCAACUUACCAUUAAGUAUCUUUACCAAAUUAACUAAAACAAACGAAGUUAAGCUUGAUAAAAAUUGGUUCACUGCACAUGUUCCAUAUGAUUUCACUGUUAGACUCCCACAUUUUUUAUACACUAUCAACUCUGAAUUUUCAAUGGUCUUUUUAGAAGAUGGUGGUUUAUUAGGAUUAAAGAGUCUUAAUGAUAAAAGUUUUGAACCUAUUUUAUUUAAUGAUGGCUCGUAUCUUCAAAAUUUGCUAGGUAUAUUCAAAAAAAAUAAAACUCAUGGCAAAGUUAUCAGUUGUACAACCUUUCAAAAUAGAUUUUUAAUUACAUUAACCGAAUUCGCAUACCUAAGAAUUUGGGAUUUAAAGACUUUUAAUCUAGUUCAGAAUAUUAUUUUAUUACCAACCGACUCUGGAUCAAUAAAUAAGACAUAUGAUAUUAUUGGUAAAUAUUUGACAAUUUACCAUAAUUUCUUAUGCAUCUAUUUACCUUAUGAAAAUGGCAAAUUUCAAAUUUAUACCCUAUUUAUAGAUAAUUCAGAUUGUUUACAAGUGAGUACCCAAUCGAUUAUAGCUUGUAAUUUAUCAUCAUCUUCUAUUUGGUUUUUAGCAGAUAUGAAAUUAACAAGACCUUUGGAUUUAAAUCUAUCUAACAGCUUUAUCAAUUUGGUUAUCCUUUGGAAAAGUGGUGAUAACAGUAAACUUCAAUUGUUGAACAUUACUGAUGAAACUUUGACAGGUUACCAAUGGAUUGAAUCAUCUAGCAAGUCAAUUAAUGAUAUAGAUUCUAAUUUAGAUCUAAUAUCUGAAAAUAACGUUAUCUCAAGUGAUGAUUUCGAUAAAAUGUUAUUCAAAUUAAAAACUCGUUACCCAAAGGAUAUAUUUGAACGUGCUCAAUCAAUCCUAAAUGAAAACAAUAUUGUUAUAAAACAAAAUAAUACAUAUUCAGAAACUGACAUGAAACAAAAUUUGGAAUAUUUAGGCAACUUGGAGACAAUAUUAAAAGAUCUUAAAAAACAAGCAAAUGAUGUAUCAUCCCUAUCUCUUUACAAAAAUGAAAUCAUUAUUGUCAACACUUUAAACAAAUAUAAUCAUUCUGUCUUUAAGGUUAACAAUACUAUAGAAAAUUAUUUUUAUAACAUUACAAACAAGAUUGAGAAAACUGAUUCUGAACUGAUCAAAUUUUUGAAAAGUUUAUAUGUUUUCAUUACAUCCAUAUCUGAUGAAACUUUAUUAGAUUGCACAAGAAAGUUUAUGGAUGUUAUCACUGGAAAAAUAUCUAAAGAGUUAUCAUUACCUGAAAAAUUCUCAAUUAUAUUUAAGGAAACAUUACAAUCAAGAUUUGAUGUUAAUCAAUUGCAGAUUCUUUUUAAUGAAUUAAAUAGCCUUGACGUAGUUAAUGUGAUAAAUGAUUUUGUUGAUAACCAUAUUUUAGAUACAAAACAAAACAAAAAUUUCAUUGAAUUGUUAACAUCCAAUAUAUUCAGUGAUAUUGUAUCUAUUGAGAGUCUAUAUCAAAGUAUAAGUAUUGCUAAUAAGUUUGUAUUAAUGGUACUAUUAGUGUUUGUCUUACUAGAUUCAAAUUAUUCCAUAUUUGAUAAACAAUUAAACACAUUAUUGGAAAUAUUUUAUAAGCAAUCCCUAUUCCUAAAACUUUAUCAACAAAAUAAUUAUUUAUUAAUGAAAGAUGUUUUGAAAAAGACCACUGAAUUAGGACAUGGAAUAAAGCUUGAUUCAUAUUCGCAAUGGAAUAAUUAUAUUCAACAUGCAGUUCAACAAAUUUACUCUUUACCUAUUGAAUCUAAUGAUUACUUGUGGAGAUUCUUUGAAUAUUAUGUUGUUGUAUCACCAUUAGACCAAACCACACAAAAUCUAAAAGCAUUUUCUAAUUUAAGAUCAUUAUUUUAUAUCCAUGAUAAUAAGACACAUGAAUUUUUGCAAGCAAUGUUAUUAUUUAUUUGCGGGGAUUAUAACCAAUCUUUUGAUUUCUUCCAAUUACAUGAUGAUUAUGUUGAUACACCUCGUGAAUCUCUUCCUUAUUUUUUAAAUAAUAUUAUUGAUGACACAUAUGGUGAAACUUUAUGGUCUAAUAUACUUAAAUGUUAUAUUAGUAAAGAUAAUAAGUUAGCAAGAUUUAAUUACUAUUUGUCUUGUUUAUUUGAAACAUAUGCAAAUGACAAUAAAUUAGCAUUAAGAGCUAUACAAAAAUCAAUAGAUAUUGCAAUGCAUAAUGAAGUGCAAGAUAUUAAAGAUUUUGAUAUUGCCACAAUCCAACAUCAACAAUUGUUAGAUCUCCUACUUUAUUUCUCUCUGUAUGAAGAAGCUAUUGAUGUUUUACGUCUAAGUCAUUUCUGCCUUCCAGUUCCUGAAAGAACAAAGUAUUUCCAAAAAAUGUUAGGUCAUGGAAACCAUAAUACAGUUUUCUUUUCAAAACUGUUAACAUUAUGUAAAACAUACAAUCAAGAUAAAGAGGGUAAAAAGUUUUUAUCUCAUGAAGACUAUCAUAUUAUAGAUUCUAUAUUAUUAAAUAAUCUGGAAAUUACCAAGGAUUGGAAAGAUUAUAAAAGAGUUUACAGUUUCAGACUAUUAAACAGAUCUGAAAGGGAGGCCGCUGAGAUCAUUUACCAAUAUUAUAUCAAGCAUGGUAUUCAUCAAGAUGUGGAAAUCCAAAAACAAUGUUACUUAAUUGUCAUGAAUAUAUUGGAGACAUUCGACACCGUAUACGAUCAAUGGUUGGUAAAUGGUAGUAAUAUUAUAUCAUUACAAGAUUUAAGAAAUGAUUUCAAAAGAUUAUGA
Arxiozyma heterogenica is the source of this 3240-nucleotide messenger RNA. It is a transcript of the gene NUP120, whose product is annotated as Nup120p. The record is from RefSeq and is a predicted model, not a curated record. Bases 1 to 3240 code for a protein of 1079 amino acids. NCBI's taxonomy places the organism in Eukaryota, Fungi, Ascomycota, Saccharomycetes, Saccharomycetales, Saccharomycetaceae. The transcript has a single exon.